AUGCUAAUUUGUCAACAUAAAUAUGCAAGUAAACUCGCUGCUGGAGGAUUUUUCGAUCAACCGAAAUUCUGUGAUAAGUUGAAAACUGAAAUGAAAGAAAUAUUUUCAGUUGAAACAACUAUUACUAAGAUAGAAGACCAAAGCACUCUGGAAAACAUGAUUAUUAUAGAAUUCAAAAGUAAAGAUCAAAUAGCAAAUGAUACGGCACUCGAAGCAUUAAAAAUUCUUCUUGCAUCAGUGAUGACAAAGUUGGUCGAUCAGAACAUCGGUCAAUGGGUAAAAUAUAAAAAUUGUACGCGAAUUAUACAAGCGUAUGCUGACCAGAAUGAAUAUCUUCAAAUACUGUGUAGCCAUGAAGAAAUCGGCAUACUAAUAAGCUAUUUCAGUAAAGACAAAUCAACCGUACUUCCUACAUUAUGUACUACCGAUGCUUUUCUCGACAAAAUGUUACAAAAAUUUUUAUUCACUGAUAUUUCUUUACCAUGUAUCUCAGACUUAACAACAACUAAUAAAAGUUAUUUAGUACAAGCUAUUCUCAAUCUACAAAAUAAAAUACAAACUCAGAAUGUUUUUAUAAUGUUGGAACUACGAUGUAUUCAUUUAUUUGGUUUAAUUGAUACGGCCAGAGGAAUUGAAAAACAAAUUGAAGAAAUCAAGAUAAAACAUGCAUCAACUACCGUUGAACUUGUUUUAGAACAAAAACAAAUUAAAUUUUUAUUGGAUAUUCAUUCCGAUGAUCUGAGAGCACUUGAAACAAAUUAUAAUGAUACAACAAUUAUCAAAACUUUGCAAAAGAAAAAAAUAACAGCUCCAAAUUAUGCUCAUGACAUUAUAGAAAAGAAAAUAUACGUAUUAGCUUCACUGUGCAAACCAAUGGAUUUUGAAAUCCUAGAAGAAGAUUUUGGUUUAAUAGCACAUAACGAAUGUGAUAAUCUGAAAACUAUCGGUCGUCAAUACAAAUGUCAAAUCGAAAUACAAAGUGAAACGAAAAAUAAGAUUUAUGACAUACCCACAGCGUUAGUACAAGAUCAUAUUUCAAAUAAAUUAACAGCAUCAGCCAUUGAAAUACAUAAAAAUGAUCUAGCUGAGCAAGAAGUUGAUCUUGUUGUUAUUUGUUCGACAUCAAUGUAUCUACGUGAUGAUAUUCUUCGACGAGCUGGAGAAUCAGCGCAACAAGAAUAUGAAACAAUUAGCAAGAGAUCAUCUCUAGAACCUUUUGAAACGAACUCAGGAAAUUUAUCGUGUCGAAGACUUCUGUUUUUACCAUGGGAAAUAAAUGUAACAAGUCAAGAUGCAUUUUAUCAAUCGAUUCGAAAUUUUGUUAGUAAAGCUAUUCAGCAUGCAAUUAAAGUUCAUCAUACAUCAAUUGCUUUCCCAUCGAUUGGUUGUGGCAAAUUAAGUGUUGAUAAAAAUAUUGUUGCCAACGAGAUGUUAGUUGAAGCUCAAACACAAUUAUUAUCAGCUAAUGUUUUAUUACAAAUUAAUUUUGUAAUUUUGCCUGAACAAAAUGACGUAUUCGAAGCGUUUCAAAUGAAACUUGAAAAUCUUCAACGAGGCGACCUAGAAACAAAGAAUUUUCAAAUUGCAUACAAUUUUUCUACACUUAAAAUUACUAUCAUGUCCUCUAGUAUUGAAAAGCAAGAAGAAUGUAAGAAGGCCCUGAAUGAGUACGUAAAAAAAUCAAUUUUUACUUGUGUACCCAAACAUCAACAGGUGCUUAAAAGAUGGACCCAACCUGCUAUUAAUGCAUUCUAUAAAUACUGUUUUGAUCGAAAUGUUGUACCUGAUAUAAAUAUUGUUGUAGGCUCUUGUAAAUUAUUUGGUUUGAAAGCAGCAGUUGGAGACGCAGAAAAUGAAUAUUAUCGAGAACAUAUUAAACAAAGUGAACAAGCUCGUUUAAUUGCCAUCGCUCGAGAUAUAAUAUGGGCAUUUCAAAUAGAUGAUAAUACGUGGAUAAAAUAUAAAUCUGAAUUGAAUGCUCUUAUUGAAGAUGCAUAUUCGUCCAAAUCAUUGACAUUUUCAUAUAGCGAUGAUGAUUCUGUCAAGUAUACCAUUGAUUUCGAACAAAGUAUUGAAAUAUGUGAAAAAGCUCAAAUUCAACGUAAAAUUAUUCGAAAUCAUGGUUUUGAUUUACCACCAUAUUGGGCAGUGCAAACAGAGAAUAUUGCGCAAUUCCCAGUAGACGAAAAUUCAACUGAAUAUAAUGAAAUCCGUGCUUUAUUUGAUACAACCAUGACUAAUAAUUAUACUGUAAUGCAUCGUAUUGAGCGUAUUCAAAAUAAACAAUGGUACAUGCAAUACAAUUCAUACAAAAGUUUCUCUCCAAAGAAAAAUACAGAAAAAAAACUAUUUCAUGGUUGCCCAAAGGAAUCAGCUCAACUCAUCAUCAAUUCAUUUUUUAAUCGAUCAUUCGCUGGCAUCAAUGGUACCGCGUAUGGACGUGGAGCUUAUUUUUCAGCAAAUGCUAAGUACAGUAAUGGAUAUACGAAAGUUACUACAUCUGAUGCUAAAAAAUAUAUGUUUGUAGCAUAUGUAUUAGUGGGUGAUUGUGUUCGAGGAAAUACUAACAUGAAAACACCGCCUGCCGGUUUUGAUUCAACCACUGAUGGAGAUCAUAUAUUUGUUACAUAUCGUGAUGAUCAAGCUUAUGCAGCAUAUCUUAUUGUUUAUCAAUAA
Messenger RNA from Rotaria socialis, 2676 nucleotides. The record is from the annotation of a GenBank genome assembly. NCBI's taxonomy places the organism in Eukaryota, Metazoa, Rotifera, Eurotatoria, Philodinida, Philodinidae.